Messenger RNA from Coregonus sp. 'balchen', 4911 nucleotides. NCBI's taxonomy places the organism in Eukaryota, Metazoa, Chordata, Actinopteri, Salmoniformes, Salmonidae. The record is from the annotation of a GenBank genome assembly.
AUGUUGCAGUGUCUGUCUGUAGGUCCCAUAGGUAGGCCUUCCGUAGGCAAUUCAGUGAUGAGCCAUCGCAGGGUGUCUUUGAAGGAGCUGGGUCAAGUGGACUGCCAGGGCUGGCUCUACAAGAAGAAGGAGGGCAAGGGCUUCCUGGGAACCAAAUGGAAGAAGUACUGGUUUGUUCUGAAGAAGACCGCCCUGUACUGGUACACUGGUCAGACGGUGCGUUCUACUGUUGUGUUGUGCUAAUUUAUGUCGUUGUGUUGUUGUGUUAGGUCAUUGAGUUGUGCUAAUCUAAUCUGUGUUGUUGAGUUGUGCUAAUCUGUUGUUGUUGGGUCGUUGUGUUGUUCUAAUCUAUGUUAUUGUUGUGUUGAGUGUUGGGGCUGAGUUGGUAAACAUUUUAUUUGCUAAAUCUCAAAAUGCUUUAGUUUAGGGCAGGGAUGGGCAGCUGGCGGCGUCCCCCCUUUUGUAGUAAGCAUGGUUGAAUAACCGAACGGGGUGGGGCCCAUUGGUCAUCAGUUAUCAUAUUAAAAACUGCAAACAUUUGCCUCCACCAUAUGGCAAAAUGUGUAGAAUUGCAGCAAACUUGCUUUAAGACAGCAACAUGUUCUCUAUGCCCCAUGGCAAAAUGUGAAGAAUUGCAGGAAAUUAACUCUUAACUUCACUGUCACGAGGGGUGCUGCUUUGCUCGCAAGGUAGGGAGGCCCCUCAUGAUGAGUUCCAUUUUUUGGGGGGCUCCCAGCCCCAUCAAAGUUGCCCAUCCCUGGUUUAGGGUAUACAACAAGAUACGUUCGUAUAGAGACAGUCAUGGCAGACACCAGCAACAUGUGAUAAGAAUGGCUGGUGUAGUAGUAUCAAUACUUAAAACAGUAAUGUGUACUACUCUCCCGGACAAUGAUCCUCUAACCAACCAUAUUUAUUAAUUAUUGUCUUGUCACAUGAGCGUAAUCAAUUAUGCAUGUUAUUUUUGUUUCUCUCUCUGUCACCUCUUGGUCUGUAGGCUGAGAAAGCAGAAGGAUACAUCCACCUAUCAGACUUCACUGUUGACCAAGCAACAGAGUGCAAGAAGAAGCAGUUAGGUUUUUCUAAUUUAAAGUUUCCAUUUGGCCUGUUGGAAACCAGAGUAGUGUGGGCUAACCACAAACCUUUUGGUCUAGUUUUAGUUUACAUUACUUCCCCAUGUAUAGUAGUCUUCUUUAGCGUUUCAUUACCACUUCACCCAGUCACAGGAAAUUGCAGAGCUUUUGCACGUCUAGCUCAAAUGUAAUAUUUUGUGCUGUCUGUAUGAUCACAUGUAGCCUUGUUUCCUCUGUGUAAGUCAUCAAUCCUAAACCAUGUUUCUCUUCAUCUUUACGGUAUGAAUGCAGGCGUUAGAUAACUGCUGGUCUGCUGUUGACCAAAUUUAGUGAUUUCACUUUUGAUUCCUUCCUAAAAUCUCUCUCCCUCAUAGAAACACACAGAGCAGUGUUCAGCUCUCUCAUUUAGUGUCCUAUCCUGUCAUAGGAAUGAUAAUAAUUGUAUUUGUAGAGCACUUUUCAUACACGCUCAAAACACUCAAUGUAGUAUUUGUUGAUCUGACGGCUAUUUUGUUUUGCCUGAUCUCAUUUCAGUGCUAUAAAGGCCAGCCAUCCACAGGUUGUGACACUCUACUUCGCUGCUGAGCGUCUGAGUGAGAUGAACAAGUGAGUGUGUAAAAGAGGGUAAUGGAGGCCGGCCUGGAGGUUGUAGCCUAUUUGUGCUAUGCUGAGGUCUAAGGCACACUUACUAGUAGAGGAUGUGGGCUGACACUAUGAAAAUAUAGCUUAUUAAUGUGAACACAACUUUUUUUUUUACUGUUUACAUGGUGGGAAAGUUGAAUGUUAUUUUAUAUUAUAUCCGCUACACUCAUGGGGCCAUAUUUAAAUGCCAUUACAGUUACCUAUCAUUAAGCUAUUUGAGGAAGCUAGAAGCUAUUUGAGGAAGCAUGUGCAAAGAGGCCAUUUGCCUCAUAAGUGCAUAAAACAUUGGCCAUCUCGGUCAGGGAUUAUUGUUUUUAAGGCAUGGCUUCUCCAUGUUACAGGUGGCUGUCUAAACUGUCAGCAGCAGUGGCUGCUGCACUGAAGGAGUCGUCAGAGAGGAACACUGGAGGUAAUGGACUCUCAAGACAUUACAUGGAUCUUUUUUUAAAAUUCUAUUUGUUGUUUGUUUUCUUGAUGGAGAGAGACAGAAAUAAGCUAGGGGACAUUGGUGUAGUGGAGGGUAUACGCCAUAUAGCCACUUAUUUUUCAGUGGGCAUUGCAUAUACUCACUUAAUCCCCACUGAGGCGUAUCAAAGUAGUGGAGUGGAAGUAUAAACCAUAUCAAUUAAUAGAGCUGAUAGAACAGAUCGGAAUGUUUAGCUUAAAACGUUGAUAAACUAUUUCUUCACAUUUUAGGCGCAGCAACGUACACACGGCGGUAGGCCUACGCGUGAACGUUCCGAAAUACAAUUGCGGAAAAAACGCCCUUCUAAAAUGCACAUGCGAGCGGUUUCAUGGACAGAGAUUGAAAUAUUCGUUAGAAAUUUAGGAAAGGGGAGGAUGAUUUAAAGAUGCAACAACUAUCAUGGGUUUCUACUGUGACUAGGAUAAUGCCUUUGGCUGAUAGACAAUGAAAGAAAGUUUAAAGAAAACCAAAAGAACAGUAGAAUGCAUAUGGGUAAGUCUUUAUAAAAAAUGAAUGCCUCCACGUUUCUAUGAUUGGAUGUUGGCUAUAGGCUACUUUGAAGCAAGGGAAGACGACAUAAUAUGAAGUAAAACGUCCAGGUGUCAAACAAUUAAGGAACAGGGGAAAUAUAGCGACGCUAAUGAUAGGCCUAACUAUAUUCUGGUAUGUUAACUAGCUACAAAGUAGGCUAUGCAUACCUGUCAGAAUAUCAUGAUUAUUUGCAUCAAUCCAGUGGUCAUUUCUUUUGCAAACUCCAUCUCAUGUACAACAGAAACACUGCUAACCAAACAACAGUGCUAGGUGCCUGCACACUUGAAUUAAAGGGCAACUCAAAAUCAAAUCAGUGGGGGACUAAGUCUGAAGGCCUGGGAUCGCAUAUGUGUUGAGGGCAACGGCCUUAACCACUCGACCAACCUCAGGCAUUACAUGGACUUUUGUAACCAAUUACUCCUCAUAAUUCCUGUGGUUCACUGUGUGUCUAGAGUGCUACAGUGAGGAGAGUGACCAAGAGGUUGAGUCUCUGGAGACAUCUGACCCUGAGCAGCUGACCAUAGACUCUGUGAGUGUGAGUGCACUUCCCCAUUCAACUGCUUUGUAUGUACGAAGAUUGUUCAGCAUUGAUGCUACUUUGUGCUAGUGUUUAGACUCGGACUCAGUCUGUUGCUGUAGAUUACAUUUUAGUCAUUUAGCAGACACUCUUAUCCAGAGCGACUUACAGUUAGUGAGUGCAUACAUCAUUAUUAUUUUAAAUGUUUCAUACUGGCCCCCCGUGGGAAUCGAACCCACAACCCUGGCGUUGCAAACGCCAUGCUCUACCAACUGAGCUACAUCCCUGCCGGCCAUUCCCUCCCCUACCCUGGGCCAAUUGUGCACCACCCCAUGGGUCUCCCGGUCGCGGCCGGCUACGACAGAGCCUGGAUUCGAACCAGGAUCUCUAGUGGCACAGCUAGCACUGCGAUGCAGAGCUUUAGACCACUGCGCCACUCAGAGCCUCAUGUUAACCCACUGUGAAUGUUGUGAUUUGACUCUGUUCUCUCUCUGCCCAGGGAGAUGUCCCCCCAUCUUGCUCCACCUCGUCCCCCUGUCACUCCACUGGCCCAUUGUCUGCCCCUGACAGCAUUGUGACUUCAGAGAGCAUGCAGUCCUGGCUGGAUGUCCCUUCUGCAGAGAGGGCAGUGGGACAGGGUGCUCCCCUCCACCCCCUCAGACUGGAUGAGGAGGAUGGACCGGGGGCUGAGGCCCAGGGAGGAAAGGAGGGUAAACUUUUAGCUUCUCUGUAUCGACACCACAUUAUCCUGGAUUGACACCACAUCUCAUUAUCCUGGAUUGACACAAAAGAUGGCGGAGUAGCCUAGUUAACACCCACACCUCUAUACUGCCUGUUUGUUCUUAUGAACUUAUUUUGAAUGAUAACAUGUGAAUGAUGGCAUAUUUGUAUGCCAUAAUCUUGAUUUAUUAUGAUGAUUUUUAGAGGGCACAUCUGAUGAAAUGGAGGCACUGUACAUCCAUCUAAAGCAUGCCAGACUAUCUCCAACUGGAGAACUGAAGAGGGACUUCAGAGCGUCAUUCAUUCAACGCUGCAAAAAUGACCAAGUCAAUAACAAGCUGCAUCAGGUUAGGACCCUCAACAGCACUUUGAAGGUGAGUCACUUCAUUCUAGGUCAAAGAGCUCUCUGCUCAUUAGAACAGGGUCAUGUUCAGUAGGGCACACCAUGAAGAAGAAAAAAAAUCUAGCUCCCCCUUUCAAACCGUUUUCGCCCUACUGAACACAACCCUGAUCUGUUUGUCAAUCAAACCCAUGAACAUGGAAGGCUUAGUCUGUUAAUAUUCCUUGGCUACAAUACCCUUAGAUGUGCCUACAUUAAUUCCUGUUGAAAGGUGAACAGCUGUACAUCAACACCGUUGUCUGAUUUAUAUAUUUAAUAGGCAAAAGAAGCCGACCUGUUGGCUAUAGAACACGUGCUGGCAGAUCCCAUUCUUACUGCACAGAGGUAUCGUCAGUGGAGGGUUGGUAACGUGGCGCUACUGCAGGAGAUCACUAAUCGCAAAAAGGACCCACCUGGUGGCAGCAGAGAGCAGUCUUUCCCCCUCGGAGCUCCACGGACCCACUGCAUCGCUGACACCAGUGCGUGACCGACACACAACAAUGGUAUGCAUAGAGGCAUCGGAUACUAUUCUUCACGGCCCGUAUUUAUAAAGCGGCUCAGUUUAGGAGUGCUGAUCUAGGAUCAG